AUGUCUUUGGCGGUACAACCGUACGUGUCUCCCGAAGUAAACUUUGACCAAAGAUGGAUUGAGCAAAUUAUUUUAGAUUUGGCUGAUGCAUUUCAUAUAAGAGUGCUAUGGGAUCAAGACACAGCUAUACUGACAGGAGCCUUGGCAAUAGCCGGGGGCUUGGUCGGUGGGUAUGCUGGAGGUAGGAUGGGUGCAGCUCUAGGUGCUGGGAUAGGUGGAGCAACUGGGUUUGGAGUAUCUACUAUGGUAUCUCUAAGGGAAAUUUGGACAAUUGUUAAAGAGAAAUUGAAAGAACUUUUCUACAUAGUCUUCAAUUAUCUCAGACGACUUGAUCCUAUUGAUUAUGUUCAUGCCUUUGAAGUCUUAAUGCUUUGCACAUCCAGUCGACGAGAACUUGUGCUUACAAUUUUAGACUUUAUUGCACAUAAAUUAGGAAGAGAAGUAUUUUCUUCUCUCAGUGCUGCA
Brenthis ino (lesser marbled fritillary) is the source of this 465-nucleotide messenger RNA. NCBI's taxonomy places the organism in Eukaryota, Metazoa, Arthropoda, Insecta, Lepidoptera, Nymphalidae. The record is from the annotation of a GenBank genome assembly.